Molecule: messenger RNA, 1134 nt
Organism: Penicillium concentricum
Lineage: Eukaryota; Fungi; Ascomycota; Eurotiomycetes; Eurotiales; Aspergillaceae
Product: putative oxidative stress response protein Oxr1
Exons: 2
Coding region: 1-1134 (377 amino acids)
Biological process (GO): response to oxidative stress
Cellular component (GO): nucleus
Source: RefSeq, a predicted model, not a curated record
AUGUCGUCCGCGUCACAAGAAAAUAUCGCCUCCGAUCCCCCCACCUCCUCCACCCCGGGAUCAGCAUCUCAGAUACCCACCCAAAAACCACCCUACCAAUCCGCCGCCUCCUACUUCUCCUACCCAGUCAGCCACGUCGUCUCAGGACUCUACCGUCGCAUAACAGACCCAGACAUAUCCAAAGAAAUGCCCUCCGUCAUGCCCUGGUCACGCUCCUCCUCAUCCGAAGUGUUCACACCUCGCCGAACAGCCUCACCCUUCCAACCACCACCACUCACUCCCCUAAACCUCGAGAUCCCCACAGCAGCCCACCUCCUCCAACAACAACUCCUAACCCGCGCCCUAGCAGAAGAAAUCAGACUGCUAGUCCCGCCCCGCAUCCAACUUGCCGAUACAUGGCGACUAGCAUACAGCCUCGAUCGCGACGGCGCCUCCCUCUCAACCCUCUACGAGAACUGCGCUGAGUUCUCCCACCGCAGCCCGCGGGCGGGCUACGUCCUCGUCGUCAGAGACUCAUCCCCCUACAGCUCCGUCUUCGGCGCCUACAUGACAGACCCCCCACACCCGAACUCGCAGUUCUUCGGCACAGGAGAGUGUUUCCUCUGGCGCGCUAGCGUGCUCCCGCCCCCGGCUAGCUUCGCCCUACCAGGCGAAGGGCCCCAAUCUGAGGAAGUCCUUGAGCGUGCGGGCCUCCCGCCUCCACCCUCUGCUGAUACAACUACCGCGGCCCGUUGGAGUACUUUCCGCAAUGACAAAUCGAAACCGGCGCAGGCGGAAUCGCCGGCUCAUAAUCUCAAUAUGAAUAUUAAAACCAAUCUUGCGGCUGCGAGUGGUGGUGUUCUGGCGCCACCUUCGCCUUCUUCCAUCCAUACCACUUCGCGGAGCGGGGCGAGUACCCCUGAACGCAUUCGCUUCAAGGCUUUCCCGUACAGUGGGGUUAAUGAUUAUAUGAUCUUCUGUGAAACUGGAUUUCUCAGUCUAGGAGGCGGUGACGGCCACUACGGAUUGUGGCUUGACAGCAGUCUUGAAAAGGGUGUCAGUGCAUCCUGCCAGACUUUUGGAAAUGAGCCUCUUUCCGAUGAAGGCGUCAAGUUUGAUGUUCUUGGUGUUGAAGUGUGGUAUGUCGGUUCUUGA